AAAUAGGUCAAGUCUGUCUUAAGAAGAUGUUUUUAUUUUUAUGUAGUUUUUCCUUCUUUUGAAGAUAUUAUAUCCAAAACAAUGGCCAGUAAUUUUGACUUCCCGAAUUCUUCUUUCGAGCAGAAAGCAUCUGGCGACGACAGAAGAGAGGAAAGUGUACAGGAGCUGACAAGGGAACAGAGGCACUUGCUGUUACAAGUUUUCCCUGAACUGAGCAGUGUCAAAUCUGAUGAUCCAAGGAAAGAUGUUGGUUUCCCGGCCUUGUCUUCAUUUUUGGACUCAGUGCUUGACAAACAAUCAGAAGAACACAAAUCACCAGAACGCGUGGGGUUCCUGGGCCCCCAAGACAUCCUGUUUGACAUCACUGCCAAUGUGGGCACUCUGCUUGUUGAGGCUGACAGGCUGGGGGUUGCUAGCCAUAGUAAUUUCUGCACUAUUAGGGCUAACGGUUGUGUGUUCAAAGGAAAGUGGAUUUAUGAAGUCAUGCUUGGUUCAAAGGGGGUCAUGCAACUUGGAUGGUCUACAAUCAAUUGUACUUUCUCUCAAGAGGAAGGUGUGGGUGACACAGCAAAUUCCUAUGCAUAUGAUGGCAACAGGCUGAGGAAAUGGAAUGUGAAGACACAAAGAUAUGGUCAAGGCUGGUUGACAGGAGACAUAAUCAGUUGUGGUAUAGACUGUGAUGAGGGCACUGUCACAUUUUUCAGAAAUGGCCAGUCAAUGGGAACAGCAUUCAGCAACAUACGUCUGGGCAGAGAAAUGGCUUACUUCCCCUCAGUCAGUCUCUCAUUUGGAGAAAACAUUCGUGUGAAUUUUGGUGCUACACCUCUUAAGUAUCCCAUUGAAGGCUACCGGGCACUUCAGGCACCCCCUACAGUUAAUGUUACUAAGGCGUGGACUCUUCUGUCUUGGGUUGAUAGACUUUUGCCAUUGAUUGAGAAAGAGAACCAGCAACCCAGUGUGGCACUGGUUCCAGAGGCUCUCCCAUUGAAAUCUGAGGGCAGAAGCAGAAAGGCCACCCUGCUAUUGGUAAUGGGGCACGUGUUUGAAAAGCUGGUCCCUUUACUGACCAAAGCUUAUGUUGUUGAGGAGUGCUUGCUAAAGUAUUUAUUGCGUAACUGCCACCCUGAUGAUGUUAAGACUGACAACAACAGAGUUAUACAGAUGCUAAAUAUGCUGUGGAUGUACGCACAGGAGUUUGAGUUGAAGCCAUGUCUUGAAUACCUGGCAAUUGGUUUGCUGGCAGGUUACAGGUUCUCUCCCAUCACUACAGACUUUACAGAACAGAGAAAAUAUUUAACCCUGCUCCUGGUUAUUUUACGGCAUGCUGACAUCAGGAAACACUUACUCAAGUUUGUUUUAUUUGAUAAAAUCAAGUUCCCAAUCUUCAUGCACGUCAAGCCAGCAGACGACACCAGUCUUCUAGAGCUUAUUCCUGAGGUGUGGUGGGCAGAGGUCAAGGAGGAUGACAAUAAUGAAGAAGAUGAGGACCUUCCAGCUGAGCCUGUCAUUGCACCAAAACAGAAGCAGUAUCUGGAUGCUUGUGAGGCUCUGAGAAAGAGAGUAAAAGAAUUAGAAGACAUUCAAGUGGAGAUUCUAAGUUGUCUUAUGAUAGAUAAUGAUGGCAAAAGGGGUGCACCCAACACAAGGUUUAUAUUUCUGCAGAAGUUUAAGGAGUUUCUUAAGGAAAACAUGACAUCAGGGAGAGUACAUCCUGUCCAGCAGUGCCCCCUACCAGUGAUAUUGUGCUUAUUUCACAGAAUGAUCCGUCUGCUUAGAUCAUUAUGGGAUGAUCAUGCGACCCGUGCUGCUUCACGGGGUCUGGUCAGCAGUGACAAGGCUCAUGUAGCAGAAUGGUGUUUUGCUGAUGACAGUGUGACAUUUGUGGACAUCCAGAGAUUUGGAGGAGUAAUGAGCCAUCUGAAGAAAGAACACAAAGAACUUUUGCAGAAAUGCAGUGAGCACAGAUCCAGAUCUGAUCUACAACUCCCCCCUACCUCCCUCCUAGAGCUGUUAGAUGGGACAAUCAUGUUAUUUGACAUAGGGGCAUACAAACAGCUGGGCAAAAUGGCCACCCUCCAUGACACAAUGAAGGAGUAUGUCCUGGCACUACAGGACACGCAGAGUAAAAUUGACCGCGCUGCACCAGAGAUGACAGAAGUGUUAGCAGAGGUCAACCAUGCCAAGUCCGUAUUCCUAGAAAAGUCUGCAGAACAAGCUAGGCAGAGAGCUUGGCUCAUAGCAGUUGUCUACUCCAAGGAGAAGCAGCUGGAUGUACAGUGGAUAAUGGAGACUGCGAUGCGUACCAUUGAGAAUGCCACGGUCUUUUUUCCCUUCAUACCAGAGUACUACAUUGAAGUCUGCAUCAAUGCCUACAAUGCUUUGAAGCACUACUUCAAUCCCAUCCAGCCCUUCAGGGCUCUGGAGCACCUGGAUAGGAUUAAUGAAGAAUUUGCAAGGUUCUUGGCAAAACAUUUUGCUAACAACCAAAUUGUGAAUACAGGGCAAUGGGUUUGCCUUCAGAUACAUUCACCUGCCCCAUCUUAUUCCUGCCAAGUCUCAGGCACAGGACAUUGCCAAUGCCAGUCUGCAGAAGCCACAUCCCUCCCUAAAACUCCAGGACUUAUUGGGUAAAGAAUUGCUGUCUAAUGAGGAGGCUGGCUGCAGGUUUAUAGACAGUGUUCUUAACCAGCUGAACUGGGCUUUUUCUGAGUUCAUUGGAAUGCUACAGGAGCUUCAGACCAUAGCGGCCAGACCAGAGCGUAACAUUGUGGACCCCAGGCAGUUGAAGAUCUGUGCCACUUGUUUUGACAUCAGUGUGGGUCUGCUGAGAGUUCUGGAAAUGGUGGUUGCCAAAGUGCCUCAGCUUUUCUUAGACAAGUCCAAAGUGGCUUCUGAAAGUCUUUUGACACGCCUGCUACAGCUUCUGUGUCAAGUAAUGAAUAGAGUGACUGCAAAAGGGAACCUGUUUGAGAAUAUUGUCUCUGCAGGGAUGCCAGGUUUAGAGAGUGUUGAUCACUUUCCUGUCCUGGCAGCUGUCUGUGGUGUCUUGGUACAACUAUUGGGUGCCAGGGUCCCUCCAGAUAGGCGAGAAGCCGCCACCAGUGCCUUACUUAACGAGCCUGGCUUCCAGAUGUCCUCUGUGGAGUUUCUGCUGGGAGGCACCCCAGGUCAGGCCACAGUGUCUGCCAGUGACAAGAGGAACUUCUCUCUCAGGAAAUAUCAAGAAGUCAGUUCAGAGGAGAUAAAGGAGGUGGAAGAGAUGAUAUCGCAUUUAAAGAAAUGUCAAAUCUCCAGGGAGAGAAAAUCAUCGUUCUCUGAAGGAGAGGAGUGUACCAUCUGUUAUGCCCACUCUGCCAACUGUGUGUUCCAACCAUGUAAACAUGUAUCAUGCAGGAGUUGUAUAUCCCAACACCUAAUGAGCCAUAAAGAAUGCUUUUUCUGCAAGUCCACCAUUACCAAAGUGCUGGACAACAAUGGUAAAGUUGUGCCCAUCAAGUCAGGGAAGUCAUAACAACAGGAAGAAGUUGCCUGGCAACCAGGGGAAGUGGCAACUAAAACCAGUUACCAAGCAACCAAAAGGGGUGGCCAAGCAACCAAAUCAGUUUAAUUGUUUGGGAAGUUACUGAGCCAUAAAACAUUUUUAGUAGUACAAAGUUCAAGUUAUUUUACAACAGGAAUAGAUCACCUAAUCAGUUAAUAUGUUGUUUAGCAACAAAAAAUUGUCCCAAUCUAAAAGAUGCCUCAGCAUUCACUUAACUUACAAAUAUUGUCAAUUUAACCCCAUUUAUGCAUAUUCAGGCAGUAUUAAAAGGAAUGAAAGAACAGUGCAACUUGGAAAAUGAAUUGAUCAUUAAGGUUGAUUAAUAUUCAGUUUGCCAAUAUGAAAGUUGUAUAGAAAGGCAUUAGGCUUAAAACCAGUUCUUGAAUAUCUUGAAUAUCUUGAUAUAUAUGUAAGCAUUCUCACUAUAGGUUUGUGACCUAUUUGAAGUCAGCAGUCUAAAUACAAGCUUCUAGUUUUGCAAGGUAAUUUAUUCCACUCUUGCAUCACAAAUGUAUCCAAUUUACAUAUCAGACAAAUAUAUUGUAUCAAUUCACAUUGCUAUGCAAUGUCCUUUAUAUUCAAGGAAAGUUACAACAGUCACCAUAUCGGUAGUAGGUGUUUAAAACUUUUUGCAUAAAUGUGGUAGAAAAACAGGGGAAAUGAUUAAUUUUGGUGUAUUUUGAUUAAUAAGCACUGAAUGAAUUGCAUUCGUGCAUGGUUGAUGGAUUUAUUGAAAUGAUUGCUUUUAGCUUUAUUCUCAAGAGCUGAAAAAUGAAUACUUUAAAAGAUAAUUGAUGAUGUUAAGUGUAACAACCCCAAACUAUUAUAUGCAGUUUGUGACAAUAUUCGUUGUCACAUGUUGUUCCUCAUUAAAACAUUAAUUGCUAUUUUUUUCUGAUCAAAUACAUUUUAACUUACAAAGUUAA
Messenger RNA from Lingula anatina, 4467 nucleotides. RefSeq names its product E3 ubiquitin-protein ligase RNF123. Gene Ontology annotation, molecular function: protein binding; ubiquitin-protein transferase activity. Lineage: Eukaryota; Metazoa; Brachiopoda; Lingulata; Lingulida; Lingulidae. Gene Ontology annotation, cellular component: cytoplasm. The record is from RefSeq and is a predicted model, not a curated record.